Quercus lobata is the source of this 528-nucleotide messenger RNA. RefSeq lists its product as uncharacterized. The transcript has a single exon. Bases 1 to 528 code for a protein of 175 amino acids. Lineage: Eukaryota; Viridiplantae; Streptophyta; Magnoliopsida; Fagales; Fagaceae. The record is from RefSeq and is a predicted model, not a curated record.
AUGGAUGACUUAGCACAAUCUUGGAAUAAACUAACACUUUCCGAGAGAGAAGGGCCUGGUUGUUGUUUGACCAAUGAAGAGAGUGUAAAGGAAUUCUCUAUAGUAGCAAAGUUUCUUACACGAAGAGCUCUCAAUAUUGAGGCGAUAGCUAGGACUUUUACACCACUUUGGGGAGCUCGAAAUGGAUUCAAAAUUCAGGCUUUCGGUGAUCACAAAAUUCUCUUCACUUUUGAGAAUAAGGAGGAUGUUGACAGAAUUCUAAGUAGCGAAUCGUGGAGUUUCAACAAACAUCUUGUAGUCAUGCAACGCCAUGAGAAUGAUUUGUCGUUACAAGAUAUUACUUUCAAUAAGACUACUCUUUGGGUGCAGGUACAUGGACUCCCAACCCGAUUCAUGAGCUUUGAAGCAGCUGGGAAAAUCUGUGGGGUUGUGGGAGAGGUGUUGCAGCCAUCCGGAAAUAAGGUGUAUGAUGGAGGAAGCUUUAUGAGGGUCCAAGUGUCCAUUGAUUUAAGUCUGCCUUUGUGCUGA